Messenger RNA from Dioscorea cayenensis subsp. rotundata (Guinea yam), 698 nucleotides. RefSeq lists its product as uncharacterized. The record is from RefSeq and is a predicted model, not a curated record. Bases 162 to 449 code for a protein of 95 amino acids. Lineage: Eukaryota; Viridiplantae; Streptophyta; Magnoliopsida; Dioscoreales; Dioscoreaceae. The transcript has 2 exons.
GUCAACCCGUUUCCCAUCAGUAAUCAAGGGAAACGAUCCCUUUCCCCUUGAUGAACACCUUCGAAAACCCUAGAAACUGAAACCCUAAUUCAAUGGCGGCUUGAUCUUAUUGAUCUCAUAUAUAUAUAUAUAGAUAGAGAGAGAGAGAGAGAGAGAGGGGGAUGGAGGAGGCGAGAGGAGAAGGAAGAGGCGAAGGAUGGUGGUGGUGGGCGGCGGCGAGCUCGGCGCAGUUGGUGGCGGGGAUCACGGCGUACCGGCGAGGAAGCGGUGAAGGAGCAGUGAUGCCCUUCAAGGCAUUCUCCAUUGCGACUCUCUUCGUUAGCGCCGGCGCUACGGCGGUCGCCGGAGCGCUUCAAGCCUCCGGCAUCCAUACGGUGGAUGAUAUGAAAGAAGUUGGCUUGAGAAUUCGGAGAUGGAUGAUGACAGCAGCUACAAACAAACAAGACUAAAAAGGUAACUAACUGAGGCAUAUUUAUGGAACUUUCUUGUAGAUUUGAAAGGAGGAAUUUAGAUAACUUGGUUUUAUGUCAUUGAAGUCCCUGUUCUUGUUUUUGUCACCGGUUCUGAAUCCUUUUUCAGAUUUCUUAUUUUCAAUGUGUAUGUACAAAUAUAUUACUUUCAGGGGGGUAAAUGAAAAACACAGCAGAAAAAUGAUAAUAUUUCAAUGUGUAUCCAUUUACCUUGAUAUUCAUACAGUU